Messenger RNA from Vicia faba (fava bean), 525 nucleotides. NCBI's taxonomy places the organism in Eukaryota, Viridiplantae, Streptophyta, Magnoliopsida, Fabales, Fabaceae. The record is from the annotation of a GenBank genome assembly.
AUGAAAGGGUUGAGAGUGGAUUCCUUUCUUCAAUGCAUUCCACCGAGGCGACUAGGGCACCUUUUUUGUAAGAGACGCUCAGCUCAAGCCAACUUCUAUCAGUUCAGGCGGAAGGUCAGGGGGAGUGGUACAAUUAGGCCUUCCCUUCGAUAUGGAUAUUUCAGCCCUUUCCUUCCUUGUUUGCAUUCCAGGUUGGUUCUAAAGAAAGGGUUGGAAAAUGGAAUCAAACAAAAGUGUAGGCUUGCUCCGCACACAAAGGCUACAUCUGGGCCUUUCAUUGAUUUGACUUUUCCAUUCAUUUUUGAAGCCCUUCCUUCGCUCCGGGCACGCUGUUUAGAUCUAUUUCGGUUGCCAAUGAAAUGGAAUAUGGGGAACUCUCCGUCUAAGUGGUUAAUCCGACGAGUCAAUUCUCAAUGUUAUGCUGCUAUCCGUUCGACGAUCCUACUUCUGAUGUCACCCCCGCCUCUCCCUCCCAGUGGAAUAUCCCAACUAUUCUCUAUCCAAUUCCGGAAGAAUGGAUCAUGA